This is a messenger RNA of Syngnathus typhle (broad-nosed pipefish), 5944 nucleotides long. It is a transcript of the gene arl16, whose product is annotated as ADP-ribosylation factor-like 16. The transcript is spliced from 5 exons. Gene Ontology annotation, molecular function: GTPase activity; GTP binding. Lineage: Eukaryota; Metazoa; Chordata; Actinopteri; Syngnathiformes; Syngnathidae. Bases 5021 to 5395 code for a protein of 124 amino acids. The record is from RefSeq and is a predicted model, not a curated record.
UAAUUGCAUUACAGAAAAUAAAGAACUUCAUCACAAUAUUCAAAUUUUCUGAGACAGUACUGUAUAUGUUCGACUUAUUCAACAAGAAUUGUGUGAAGGCGAUGGUCUUCACACAUAUAAUCUUCUACACCAGGGGUCACCAACCUUUCUUAAACCGAGAGCUACUUCCUGGGUACUGAUUAAGGCAAAGGGCUACCAGUUUGACUCACACUUCUGAAAUAGCCAAUUUGCUCAAUUUGGCUUUCACUGUGUGUUAUUAUUGACAUUUCCAGUUGACGUGUAAGUGUGAUUUUAACAAGAAUAGCAAAAAUACAGUCAAUCCUUGGUUUUUGACCACAGUCCGUUCCAGAAGGCGGUUCGACAAGCAAAUUGGUCGAUUUCCGAAUUUAUUUUUCCCAUUACAAAUAAUGGAAGAAUUUUGAAUCCGUUUCAAGACAAAAAAGCCCCGCCUUUUUUAAGCAUUUUUUCAUGUGCGCAUAUUUUUCCGAUCGCGCAACUGUAGCGCGUCGCCCACCACUCUACUGCACCGCGCUGGUCGCAUUAUUGUGACAGAGCCGUCGCUGAAAUUUAGAAAAAGUCCUGAUGUACUUUCCAAAAUUUAAGUGGACCUCAGCGCGCAGGGAGCUUAAUUUUGUCCGAUCACGUAACUGCAGCGCACCGCCGAACGCGCAACAGGAGCGCGUCGCCGACAGCGCAACUGCACCACGCUGGUCGCAUUAUUGUGACAGAGCCGUCGCUAAAAUUUAGAAAAUAAUUUUAAAGUCCUGAUGUACUUUCCAAAAUUUAAGUGGACCUCAGUACGCAGGGAGCUUAAUUUGGUCCGAUCGCGCAACCACAGUCAGUCGACAUCCGGGCCGCGCGGUCGGGUUUUCUCGGGUUCUCCUGGCUCAUCUCACGAGGUUCGACCUCCGAAUUUUGUUCGACAACGGAAGCAAAAAAAUCGCGAAUUUUUUGUUCGAAUUAUUAUUAUUCACUUCUAAUUUCUACUUACUUCAACCGAUUCAACUCGUUCCAACUUUCAACUGUUCAUCUUUUGCCGACCUAUUCCACACCUUCCCACUUACCAAAAAUUCCACAUUUUCACAUUUAAAAUUUGCGCGAAAUUUCACAAAAUCUCCUUUUUCACUUAUUAUUUCUACAUUUUUCAACCGAUUCAACUCAUUCCAAAGCAUUUACAUCAGGGGUCUCAAACUCCAGUCCUCGGGGGCCACAUUCCUACAUGUUGUCCAAGUUUCCCCUGUUAAACACACCUGAUCCAAAUGAUCAGUUCAUCCUCACGUUCUGCAGGAGCCUGAUAAUUGAAUCAGGUGUGUUUAACGAGGGAAACUUAGAAAACGUAGGAAUGCGGGCCCCGAGGACUGGAGUUGAGACCCCUGAUUUACAUCCUUCCAGUUUGAAAUUCACAUCAUUCAGCACAUUCAAAUCACAUUGGGGACAUUCCCAAAAUUGCCAAUCUAAAACAUUUUCACGUUUAAAAUUUGCGCAAAAUUUUGCAAAAUUUCGCAAAAUUUCAUUUUUCACUUCUACCGUUUUUUUCCGUGUAUAGUGCGCCCCCAUGUAUAGUACGCACCCCUAAAAAUGGCAUGCUUAUGCUGGAAAAAAGCUUGUACCCAUGUAUAAUACGCACCCAAUUUUUAUGAAUUUUUUUUUUUUUUAAGUCCCAAUGAUCGUCACACACGCAGGGAGGCAAUGGGUCCCAUUUUUAUAGUCUUUGGUAUGGUCUUAACUAGGCUGGAUGUAAUUUGUUUUGUUGGCGUUGAUUUCUCCGACUGCCCGUAAACGCACCACAGCGCUCCGUGCGCGCACGGGACAGCAAACGAGCAGGUGAUCGAGCAAGCGUCUGAUACGAGAGCAUUGCGGUCGCAUGGAGCGUGUUUGAAGUGAACAGCAGAGACGAAAGGAACAAGGCAAAGUGUUGUGAAAUAAAAUAUUACCUGUAAUACGGAUUUAGGUAGAGAACUGAACUCUCACUCUUUAUAUAGCUGACGUGUCUUGCGCAUCCGUUCUGCGCAUCUGUAAUGGCGGCCUCCGUAUGAUAUCCGGUUUGCGUGUGUGCGCGUGUGCGUGUGUGCGCGUGUGUGCGAGAGCGAGAGAGAGCGAGAGAGAGAGCGCGAGAGAGAACUCUCAACCGUAGCACGCCGCCGACCGCCCAACUGCACCGCGCUGGUAGCAUUAUUGUGACAGAGCCGUCGCUGAAAUUUAGAAGAUAUUUUUAAAGUCCUGAUGUACUUUCUAAAAUUUAAGUGGACCUCAGUGCGCACUGCGCAGGGAGCUUAAUUUGGUGCGGUCGCGCAACCGCAGCGCGCCGGGCGCUCACUGUCGCAUUGCUUAAAGAGCGCCUUUGUGUUUUAGGAUGAACAGCAGAGACCAAAGGAACAAGGCAAAGUGUUGUGAAAUAAAAUUUUACCUGUAAUACGCAUUUUGUUAUUUGCUAAUUGAAACUGCUAAUUAAACUGUGAAUUGAAACUAAUAGGAAGAAAACAACUCUCGCUCUUAACAUAGCUGACGUGUCUUGCGCAUCUGUUCUGCGCAUCUGUAAUGGCGGCCUCCGUAUGACGUCCGGUCCGCGAUGGAGAUUAAAAACAAACAAUAUUUGACAAUAACACACCAUCAAGGAUUGCACCAUCGCAUCAAACGAUGUGUCGUCAAUUAUGAACUUUACUGACUAAGUGUGUUGGGCAGGAUGGCUGAAUGCGAUGCGCGAUUGACAACAAACAAGAAGAAAGGCGAGUUUUAUUUCGGGGGAGAUUUGUCAUGUCUCGUCCCCAGUUUUGCUAUGUGUCUAGGUUGCCAUAGUUUCUGUUCGCGUCGCCCCUCUCUUCCUGUGUCACCUCAAUCGAUGUAACGUGUUUUGUAUUUAAGUCCUGUCUGCCCCUCGCUCACCGUUGGAUCAUUGCAUCUGUUACUGUCAUUCUGUUCCUGUCUUUGGUAAUGUCACCCUGUCUUUUUGUUCCACGACUUUGUCGGUCAGUCCUGUUGUUGGUUUUGUUGUACCAUGACUUUCUUUAAAAAAAAAAAUUAAAAAAAAAAUUUUUUUAAUUUCUUUUCUUUGUACCCAUGUAUAAUACGCACCCCAGAUUUUAGGACAAUAAAUUAGGCAAAUUUCGCGCACUAUACACGGAAAAAAACGGUAAUUUCUACAUUUUUCAAACGAUUCAACUCGUUCCAACUUUCAACUGCUCAUCUUUUGCCUACCUAUUCCACACCUUCGCACUUUAAAUUUUGAAAUUCACACCAAAUUUUCCAAAAAUUUAGUUUUUCCCUUCUAAUGUCUACAUUUUUCAACCGACUACACCCAUUCCAACUUCAUUCACCUUAUGCUUACCUUAUUCACCCCCUUCACCCCCACUUCCACUAUGCUAACACAAUUCAACCCUUGACCCCCACGUCCAGUGUGGCGGCCAUCAAAAUUGACCCAGAAGUGCCCCCAAUGAACCCAGAAUGAACCGGAAGUUCCCCAAAUCAAACCGGAGUGACCCUAAAUGAACCGGAAGUCACCUCAGGUAAACCAGAAGUGACCCAAAUAAACCAGAAGUUACCUUUUUAAACCGGAAGUGACCCCAAAUAAACCGGAAGUGACCUCAGCUAAACCGGAAGUUACCUAUAUCAAACCGGAAGUGACCCAAAUAAACCGGAAGUGAUCCAAAUAAACCAGAAGUGACCUUAGCUAAACCCGAAGUGCACUAAUUUAAACUGGAUGUUCCUCAAAUAAACCGGAAGUGACCUUAUUUUAACAAGGGGUCACACCAAAGACUAUAAAAAUGGGACCCAUUGCCUCCCUGCUUGGCACUUAGCAUUAAGGGUUGGAAUUGGGGGGUUAGAUCAAAGUCAAAGUCAGGUUUAUUGUCAAUCUCUCCACGUCACAACACACAAAGAGACCGAAAUUACGUUUUCUCUAUUCCACGGUGACGAGACAUAUUACACGAUAGCAAUACAAGUAAGCGACACAAUAUAAAAACAAGAAGGCAAAACUUCAAACAAUAAAUAGUAAGAGUGAUGAAUAAAUAAUAAAUAAACAGAUAACACAAUAAAUAAGAGGAGCAAAACGGAGCCAGCAAGCAUAGCUCAAAAGUACAGGAUGCUACGCAGAACAGGGAAGCGAGUUCAGGAUCCUAACAGCCUGGAGUAUGAAGCUGUUGUUGAGUCUGGUGGUGCGGGAGCGCAGGCUCCUGUACCUCUUCCGAGAGGGCAGAAGAUCGAACAGAGUGAGCGGAAUGACUCACAUCACUCACAAUCGCGGUCGCCUUGCCGGUGAGAUGGGAGAUGUAAAUGUCUUUCAAGGAGGGGAGUGAAGCACCAAUGAUCUUACCAGCCGUGUUCACUAUGCGCUGCAGGGCCUUCAAGUUGUAGUCAGUGCAGCUGCCACCCCAAACAGCAAUACAGCUGGAGAGGACGCUCUCAAUGGUGCCACGGUAAAACGUAGUCGUGACGGCCGGAGUUUCCGCAGGAAGUACAGGCGGAGCUGGGCCUUUUUUGCCAGUGAUGCGGUGUUGGUGGACCAGGAGAGAUCCUCACUGAUGUGCACCCCCAGGAACAUGGCGCUCCCCACUCUCUCCACCACAGCACCGUCGAUGGUCAGCGCCAGGUGUUGGGUGUGACCCUUCCGGAAGUCAACAACAAUCUCCUUGGUCUUGUCGACGUUCAGCAGGAGGUUGUUGUCCCUGCACCACGUGGCCAGAAGGUCAACCUCCAGCCUGUACUGAGUCUUGUCUCCCUUGGUGAUGACACCCACCAGAGUCGUGUCGUCAGCAAACUUCACUACGCGGUUGUCGCUGUAGGUUGCAGCGCAGUCAUGCGUCAGGAGGGUGAAGAGCAGCGGACUGAGCACGCAGCCUUGGGGGGCCCCCGUGCUCAGCGUGAUGCUGGCGGAGAUUUUGUCGCCCACACGUACCACCUGUGGCCUCUGACAGAGGAAGUCCAGUAGCCAGUUGCAGAGGUGGGUGAGGGCCGAGUGGAGGGCAGAGCAGAUGCCAUCCUCAGAGGACCGCUUGGCUCGGUGGGAACCAACCUGACGGACGUGAUGCUGAGGCGAAAGAAGUUGACGGUGAGGGAGUUGGGAGGCUGCAUGGGCCCAAUCUGGUCCAGUUACUUCAACGAUUGUUCGUCGGUCAUAUUUGUGGUGGACUCGUCCAAUGUGGCUCAAGUGUCAGCAUCGUGCAUCCAGCUGCUGUCGGUGCUUUCUGCCGGGCCUCUACAAAACGCUUCUGUGCUUAUCAUCUUUAACAAGCGGGACAUGCCUUGCACCAUAAGCCUGCCAGAGAUCCGCUCCCUGUUCCGAUUAGAUGACGUGGCGGCCUGCGCUCCUCAGCCCAUCGUCACGCUGGAAGCCAGCGCCCGUUCCGGGAUGGGACUGCGGGAGGUGUUGGCCUGGAUGGAAUCCAUCGCCGUCAAGUGACAGCCGGCAGGAAAAAGGACACUACUAUUUAUUUCAUUUGGUCAAUCAGGAGACCUUUUUGGGUGAACACAAGCAUGAACAUGGUGAUGCGCUACAAAUAUUUAAUGGAAGGCAGCCAGCCAGCCACAGAUGGUGACAGGCAGAGCAUGCUCUUGCACUGGAUGGAAGAAGGCAAAAAUUGUGCAUCCAUACUUUCUGACAUUUUCCACCCUUUCUGCUUUCUAAUGGGGCCUUGUAAAGCCACCGCUUUCUAUACACAUACAAAAAGGUGUAUGGUUCAGGAUGAUCCUGUAGAGCAGUGGUCUCCAACUGGUACCGGUCCGUGGAUCAUUUGGUACCGGGUCGCACAAGAAAGUAUAAAUAACUUAUUAUUAUUUCCGUUUCAUUUAUUUGAGUCUGAAUCAAUGUUCCCUCUAAUUUUUCAAAUGUCUGUGCAAACACACAUGCUCCCUGUGCACACUGUGGACCAUUGUGUGCAACACCAGAUUAAAUAAAUAAAUGAACAAACAAACAAACAAACAAAUAAAAUAUUGUCAACGAGAACUUUAA